GGUUCCUCCUGUAGUAGCGCUGCCUACACACGUGGGCGCAAUCCUUUGCGCGCAUGCUGUGCGUUUUCAAGUUUAUCCCUUCUGGUCAUACUAUCCUUAUCAUCCAUCGCUUACGGCAGGCUGAUAAAGUGGCUGUCUCCUUACUAGGAGCGAAAGAAAGGUAUCGCAACAAAGUAGGCUGAACAAUGGCUGCACAGAUAUUCAACACCCUUGGCAAGCUUGGCAUUGGCCUAGCAGUUGUGGGCGGCGUUGCCAACAGUGCUUUGUACAACGUGGACGGCGGUCAUCGGGCAGUGAUCUUUGAUCGCUUCACUGGCGUCAAAAACUAUGUGGUUGGUGAAGGCACACAUUUCCUCAUCCCCUGGGUCCAGCGACCAAUCAUUUAUGAUGUGCGGUCACGGCCACGCAAUGUGCCUGUUGUCACUGGCAGCAAAGACUUGCAGAAUGUGAACAUCACCCUGCGGAUCCUGUUUCGGCCUGUGCAAGAGCAGCUGCCUCGCAUGUACACAACCCUGGGUGUGGACUACGAUGAGCGUGUGCUUCCCUCCAUCACCAAUGAGGUCCUCAAGGCGGUCGUGGCCCAGUUUGAUGCGAGUGAAAUGAUCACCCAGCGAGAGGUGGUCUCCCAGAAGGUGUGUGAUGAGCUGACAGAGCGGGCCUCCCAGUUUGGUGUCAUCCUGGACGACAUCUCAAUUACGCACCUGACCUUUGGCAAGGAGUUCACGCAGGCAGUCGAAAUGAAGCAGGUGGCCCAACAAGAGGCUGAGCGGGCCCGUUUCCUGGUUGAGAAGGCCGAGCAGCACAAGAAGGCGGCUGUGAUCACAGCAGAGGGUGACUCGCAGGCAGCAGCUCUGCUUGCCAAGGCCUUUGGCGAAGCUGGCGACGCGUUGGUUGAACUUCGGCGGCUCGAAGCGGCCGAGGACAUUUCGUACCAGCUGUCGCGCUCGCGCAACGUUGUCUAUCUUCCCGCAGGACAGAGCACACUGCUCAGCCUGCCGCAGUAGGUCGUGGUGCUUUUUACAGAUGAAAUUAAAGGGAUGCUAUAAAGCUUU
Messenger RNA from Rhipicephalus sanguineus (brown dog tick), 1052 nucleotides. It is a transcript of the gene Phb1, whose product is annotated as protein l(2)37Cc. The transcript has 6 exons. The record is from RefSeq and is a predicted model, not a curated record. NCBI's taxonomy places the organism in Eukaryota, Metazoa, Arthropoda, Arachnida, Ixodida, Ixodidae. Gene Ontology annotation, biological process: mitochondrion organization. Bases 186 to 1004 code for a protein of 272 amino acids. Gene Ontology annotation, cellular component: membrane; mitochondrion.